Molecule: messenger RNA, 2084 nt
Organism: Solanum pennellii
Lineage: Eukaryota; Viridiplantae; Streptophyta; Magnoliopsida; Solanales; Solanaceae
Exons: 5
Coding region: 694-1740 (348 amino acids)
Molecular function (GO): DNA-binding transcription factor activity
Source: RefSeq, a predicted model, not a curated record
UUUCACUUGCACAUAAAUACAAUAUAUUUCGCUAGCUUUUAAAUUAAACCAUUACUACAUUCAAUAAACACUAUCACUAUAUUUCAGGAUCAAGGAUAAAACAAUAGCUAUAUACGAAAAUUCCUUUUAAAAUAAUCACUCGUAUUACAAAAUUUUAAAUUUUAUAAAAAAAAAUUAACUCUUUUAAUCUGCGUCAAAUAUUGACGUGUCGAAAAAAAAAAAACAAGAGGGAGAAAACAAAGGAGAAAGAAGAGUACAUGAGAGUCGGUCUAGGGAAAAAGAAAUGAAGAGUGGAACGACCAUUUUGCCGAUAUUUUUGUUAGUAAAAAAUGGGAGAAAGACCACUUUUUUAGCUUCCUUUAGAUUUGCAUUUUUAAAAAUUUGAAUUUUCUUAGAUUUUCUUUUUCUUUUAACUCUCUUCUUUUUAAGUGUGUUUAUUUUUUUUCAUAUUUUACUCAUCUAAAUCAACAACACUAUAAUUUUCACAAAAAAAAUCUCAUAUUUUUUUUUUACUGUUUUCAUAUCAAAGUUACAAUCUUGCUAAAUUAUUUCAGUAUUUUCAAAUCCACUCAUCAAUAUACAGAUUGGGAUUUUCUUAGAUCCUCUGUAUUUUUAAGAAAAUCUUGGUUUGUGUUUUUGAUGGAUUUUGUGUUUUUUUCAUAUAUAAUAUAGUUUUUUUUUUUUUUGAUUUUAAUGGCUGAGGCAAUAAUGACAAUAGAAGAACAUAAUAAUACUAGUAAUAGUGGUAGUAAAAAGUUGAAGCAAAAAAGAGUUCCACAAAGAGGAUUAGGUGUUGCUCAACUUGAGAGGAUUAGAUUAGAGGAACAACAAAUAAAAGAUGAAAUUUUGCCAACAAAAUCAAUUGUUAAAUCACAAGAUUCAACUUUUAGGGCUUUAAAAUCAUCAACAGUUUUGAAAAAUUGUGACUUUAGAUUGAAUUCAUCAGCCCCAUUUGUUGAUAAUUUGAGUCCAAAAAAGGGUUUGGAAUCUACAAAACAAGUGAAUGUGAGUGAAGGGUAUGAUGAUGAUGAUGAUCAUGAUUGCUCUACAUUGUGUAGUGAAAAGUUUAGUUCUGAGAAAGAUCAUCAAGAUGAGAAGGUGUAUCAUCAUGGUGUUGUUAUUCAAUCCCCGAUUUUCGCCUUGCCACAAUAUCAACAACCUGUUUGUUCUUCAUCAAUGGUGAAUAUCUCAUCAGGUAUUUCAUCAUCAUCUGUUAAAAAUUAUCAGAUGGAGCCCCCUUCAAACCAAAGUUACCCCGGCUAUAACUAUUUACCUCUAUGGCCCGAAGAAGUGAAGAGGGUUGGCAUAAAAAGACCAUAUCCAUUCCCUCCAGAGUUCCCACCUGUCCCUACAUUUCACUGCAAAUUUCCUCCGCGCUAUGAUUCCCCAGUGUGCACAGCAAAUUCAGAGUCAAGAACUUAUCUUAAAAGAGAAGUUCCUUUAAAAUCAAGGAAUGUUGUUAGACAAAAGAGAGCUCUCAAUGGAGAUUUUCUCACAUUGGCUCCUCCAACAGCUGUUGGUGCAGUAAAUCAGCAACAUCCUCAGAACAUCGAGCUGUUUAAAUUCGAGACUCUACCCUUUCAAGAAGUUCCUGAAGAGUCUAGCACUAGGUCAAGCCUAAACAGAUCAGUUCAACAACGCGUUUUCAGAUUCUUCCCACCUCCGAACGUGCAACUUGGACAACCAGGAAACAGUCAUGGUGAAGUAGGAGGGAAAGUUGAUCUUAAUCUGAAGCUAUAGAAGUUUAUUCCAUGCUAUAAGAUAUCCUGGAGAGAUGGCUUGUUAAGUAUAGAGGUAAAAAAAACACUACUUCUAAACUGCAGUAGUAGAUAAUUAUAAAAUGAAAAAGAUGUCUUGAACAUGGUGUUUCACAAUCAAAAAAAAAUAUAGUUGUUUGACUAUAGUUUUAUUACAAAACAAAAUGAAGGUAAACAAAAGCUCUUCAUUUCAAGUAGUUUAUUUGAGUCUUUUGCAGUGAAAGUGUAAUGAAAGUCUUUUUUUUUGCUUGUCUUAAACAAAGGAUGUGUUUCAACUUUCACAGCCUUAAAUCUGUUCUUGAUUCAGCACACUUCCACUGUAGUGUU